AGGCCCGUCUCCAUGGCAGCCGCGCGGGCCGCAGCGCAGCGCCGAGCGCGGCCCGGGCGCCAUCGAGCCUCGGCGGACGUGCAGAUGGGGAAUGAAGCACAGAGAACUUAAGUAACUUGCCCAAGGUCACACAGCUAAGAAUCUCGAUGCUGGCCUGAAGCAGAGACGAAGCCACGGGGGCCUCGGGUACCGGGGCGAUGGCGCUGCAUCUCUGGGCCCUGGCCCUCCUGGGCCUGGCGAGCAUGGGCGUGGGCCUGCGUCCCCACAAGCUGGACUUCUUCCACAGUGAGACGGAGCUGAACCACCUGGUUGUGGAUGAGGCCUCGGGUGUGGUGUACGUGGGGGCGGUGAAUGUGCUCUAUCAGCUGAGCGCCGACCUGCAGCUGGAGCAGCAGGUGGCCACGGGCCCGGCCCUGGACAACAAGAAGUGCACGCCGCCCAUCGAGCCGAGCCAGUGCCAUGAGGCCGUGCUGACCAACAACGUCAACCAGCUGCUGCUGCUCGACCCCCCGAGGAAGCGCCUGGUCGAGUGCGGCAGCCUCUUCAAGGGCAUCUGCGCCCUGCGUGCCCUCAGCAACAUCUCCAUGCGCCUCUUCUAUGAGGACAGCAGUGGCGAGAAAUCCUUCGUGGCCAGCAAUGACGAGAGCGUGGCCACGGUGGGGCUGGUGAGCGCCACGAGCCCUGGCGGCGAGCGUGUGCUGUUCGUGGGCAAAGGCAACGGGCCACACGACAACGGCAUCAUCGUGAGCACCCGCCUGCUGGACCGGGCCGAGGGCAAGGAGGCCUUCGAGGCCUACACAGACCACGCCACCUACAGGGCUGGCUACCUGUCCACCAACACGCAGCAGUUCGUGGCUGCCUUUGAGGAUGGCCUCUAUGUCUUCUUUGUCUUCAACCAGCAGGACAAGCACCCGGCCCGGAACCGCACGCUGCUGGCGCGCAUGUGCAAGCACGACCCCUACUACUACUCCUACCUGGAGAUGGACCUGCAGUGCCGGGACCCCAGUGACGCCCAGGCCCCCACCUUUGGCACCUGCCUGGCAGCCUCCGUGGCCACGCCAGGUGCUGGCAGGGUGCUCUAUGCCGUCUUCAGCAGGGACGGCCGGAGCGGCGGGGGGCCUGGGGCGGGCCUCUGCCUGUUCCCACUGGAUGAGGUCCAUGCCAAGAUGGAAGACACCCGCAACACGUGCUACACGGGCACCCGGGAGCCAGGCCACGACGUCUUCUACAAGCCCUUCCACGGCGAGAUCCAGUGUGGCGGCCAAGCGCCGGGUGCCAGUGAGAACUUCCUGUGUGGCUCGGAGCACCUGCCCUACCCUCUGGGCAGCCGUGACGGGCUCACAGCCACGGCUGUGCUGCAGCGUGGAGGCCUGAAUUUCACAGCUGUGACGGUGACUGCCGAGAAUGGCCACAUUGUUGCUUUCCUGGGCACCUCCGACGGCCGCAUCCUCAAGGUGUACCUGGGCCCGGACGGCACCUCUGCAGAGUAUGGCUCUGUCCCUGUGGAGAUCAACAAGAGGAUCAAACGGGACCUGGCGCUGUCUGGAGACCUGGCCAGCCUGUAUGCCAUGACCCAGGACAAGGUGUUCCGGUUCCCGGUGCAGGAGUGUCUGAGCUACACAACCUGUGCACAGUGCCGUGACUCCCAGGACCCGUACUGUGGCUGGUGCGUCGUCGAGGGACGAUGCACCAGGUGGUCUGAGUGCCCAUGGGCCGAGAACACCAGCAACUGGUUGUGGAGCCGGAACAAAUCCUGCGUGGCCAUCACGGAUGCCCAGCCACAGAACAUGAGCCGCAGGGCCCAGGGGGAGGUGCAGCUGACCGUCAGCCCCCUCCCCGCCCUGAGUGAGGGGGACAAGCUGCUGUGCCUCUUUGGCGAAUCUCCGGCGCACAAGGCCCGCAUGAAGGGGGACGCCGUCGUCUGCGACUCCCCGAGCAGCAUCCCCGGCACGCCGCUGGGCCAGGACCACGUGGCUGUGACCAUCCAGCUCCUCUUUGAACACAACAGCGUCUUCCUCACCUCCCACCAGUACCCCUUCUACGACUGCCGGAAGGCCAUGAGCCUGGUGGAGAACCUGCCGUGUAUCUCCUGCACGAGCAACCGCUGGACCUGCCAGUGGGACCCGCGCUACCACGAGUGUCGGGAGGCCUCGCCCAAUCCUGAGGAGGGCAUCAUCCGUGCCCACAUGGAGGACAGCUGCCCCCAGUUCCUGAACCCCAGCCCACUGGUUAUCCCAAUGAACCAUGAGACAGAUGUGACCUUCCAGGGCGAGAACCUGGACACAGUGAAGGGCUCCUCCCUGCACGUGGGCAGUGACCUGCUCAAGUUCAACGUGACGGUGAACGUCCGGGAGCCCGGGACCUUCUUCUUUCGGACACCAAAGCUGUCCUAUGAUGCCAAUGAGACGCUGCCCCUGCUCCUGUAUGUCAAGUCCUAUGGCAAGAAUAUUGACAGCAAGCUCCAAGUGACCCUCUACAACUGCUCCUUUGGCCGCAGCGACUGCAGCCUGUGCCUGGCCGCUGACCCCACCUACAGGUGCGUGUGGUGCCAAGGGCAGAACAGGUGUGUGUACGAGGCGCUGUGCAGCAACACCACCUCCGAAUGCCCACCGCCUGUCAUCACCAAGAUCCAGCCUGAGACGGGCCCCCUGGGCGGAGGCAUCCACAUCACCAUCUUUGGGUCAAAUUUGGGCGUCAGAGCAGAUGAUGUCAAGAGGAUCACUGUGGCUGGCCAGAACUGUGCCUUUGAGCCGGAACAGUACUCUGUGUCCACCCAGAUUGUGUGUAAGAUCGAGGCCGCAGAGGCACCCUUCACUGGGGGUGUCGAGGUGGAUGUCAACGAGAAGCUUGGUCAUUCGCCCCCCAGUGUCCAGUUCACCUACCAACAGCCCCAGCCCCUCAGUGUAGAGCCUAAGCAGGGACCACAGGCAGGCGGCACCACACUGACCAUCAAUGGCACCCACCUGGACACGGGCUCCCAGGAAGACGUGCGGGUGACCCUCAACAGCGUCCCUUGUAAAGUGACAAAGUUUGGGGCCCAGCUCCAGUGCAUCACGGGCCCCCAGGCGGCUCUGGGUGAGGUGUCCCUAGAUAUCUUCUACGGGGGCUCCCGUGUGUCCAGCCCUGGCGUUGCCUUCACCUACCGUGAGAACCCAGUGCUGCGGGCCUUUGAGCCACUGCGAAGCUUCGUCAGCGGCGGCCGGAGCAUCAACAUCACCGGUCAGGGCUUCAGCCUGAUCCAGAAGUUUGCCAUGGUGGUCAUCGCCGAGCCUCUGCAGUCCUGGCGGCGGCGGCAAGAGUCAGAACCCCUGCAGCCCAUGAGGGUUGAGGGUACCGACUACGUGUUCUACAAUGACACCAAGGUUGUCUUCUUGUCCCCGGCGGUGCCCGAGGAGCCAGAGGCCUACAACCUCACGGCGCUGAUACAGAUGGAUGGGCACUCUGCCCUGCUCAGGACCGAAGCUGGUGCCUUCGAGUAUGUGCCUGACCCCACCUUCGAGAACUUCACAGGUGGCGUCAAGAAGCAGGUCAACAAGCUCAUCCACGCGCGGGGCACCAACCUGAACAAGGCGAUGACGCUGCACGAGGCAGAGGCCUUUGUGGGCGCCGAGCGCUGCGUCAUGAAGACACUGACGGAGACCGACCUGUACUGCGAGCCCCCGGAAGUGCAGCCGCCGCCCAAGCGGCGGCAGAAGCGGGACACGGCUCACAACCUGCCUGAGUUCAUUGUCAAGUUCGGCUCCCGCGAGUGGGUGCUGGGCCGCGUGGAGUACGACACGCGUGUGAGCGACGUGCCUCUCAGCCUCAUCCUGCCGCUGGUCAUCGUGCCCAUGGUGGCCGUCAUUGCAGUGUCCGUCUACUGCUACUGGAGGAAGAGCCAGCAGGCCGAGCGCGAGUACGAGAAGAUCAAGUCCCAGCUGGAGGGCCUGGAGGAGAGCGUGCGCGACCGCUGCAAGAAGGAGUUCACAGACCUGAUGAUCGAAAUGGAAGACCAGACCAACGACGUGCACGAGGCGGGCAUCCCGGUGCUGGACUACAAGACCUACACCGACCGCGUCUUCUUCCUGCCCUCCAAGGACGGCGACAAGGACGUGAUGAUCACAGGCAAGCUGGACAUCCCCGAGUCACGACGGCCCGUCAUGGAGCAGGCCCUGUACCAGUUCUCCAACCUGCUCAACAGCAAGUCGUUCCUCAUCAAUUUCAUCCACACGCUGGAGAACCAGCGAGAGUUCUCGGCUCGCGCCAAGGUCUACUUUGCGUCGCUGCUGACUGUGGCGCUGCACGGCAAGCUUGAGUACUACACAGACAUCAUGCGCACUCUCUUCCUGGAGCUCAUGGAGCAGUACGUGGUGGCCAAGAACCCCAAGCUGAUGCUGCGCAGGUCUGAGACCGUGGUGGAGAGGAUGCUGUCCAAUUGGAUGUCUAUCUGCCUGUACCAGUACCUCAAGGACAGUGCUGGUGAGCCCUUGUACAAACUCUUCAAGGCCAUCAAACAUCAGGUAGAAAAAGGGCCAGUGGACGCCGUGCAGAAGAAGGCCAAGUACACUCUCAACGACACAGGACUGCUGGGGGAUGACGUUGAAUACGCGCCCCUGACUGUGAGCGUGAUUGUCCAGGAUGAAGGGGUCGACGCCAUCCCGGUCAAGGUCCUCAACUGCGACACCAUCUCCCAGGUGAAGGAGAAGAUCAUCGACCAGGUGUACCGCACGCAGUCCUGCUCCUGCUGGCCCAAGCCUGACAGUGUGGUCCUUGAGUGGCGUCCUGGGUCCACAGCCCAGAUUCUGUCUGACCUGGACCUGACCUCUCAGCGGGAAGGCCGGUGGAAGCGCAUCAACACGCUGAUGCACUACAACGUCCGGGAUGGAGCCACCCUCAUCCUGUCCAAGGUGGGGGUCUCCCAGCAGCCUGAGGACAGCCAGCAGGACCUGCCUGGGGAGCGCCAUGCCCUCCUGGAGGAAGAAAACCGUGUAUGGCACCUGGUGCGGCCGGCAGAUGAGGUGGACGAGGGAAAGUCCAAGCGGGGCAGCAUGAAGGAGAAGGAGCGGACCAAGGCCAUCACCGAGAUCUACCUGACGCGGCUGCUCUCGGUCAAGGGCACAUUGCAGCAGUUUGUGGACAACUUCUUCCAGAGCGUGCUGGCGCCUGGGCACGCGGUGCCACCGGCCGUCAAGUACUUCUUUGACUUCCUGGACGAGCAGGCAGAGAAGCACGACAUCAGGGACGAGGACACCAUCCACAUCUGGAAGACGAACAGUUUACCGCUCCGGUUCUGGGUGAACAUUCUCAAGAACCCCCAUUUCAUCUUUGAUGUGCACGUCCACGAGGUGGUGGAUGCCUCCCUGUCGGUCAUCGCGCAGACCUUCAUGGACGCCUGCACACGCACGGAGCACAAACUGAGCCGCGACUCACCCAGCAACAAACUGCUGUACGCCAAGGAGAUCUCCACCUACAAGAAGAUGGUGGAGGAUUACUACAAGGGGAUCCGGCAGAUGGUGCAGGUCAGCGACCAGGACAUGAACACACACCUGGCUGAGAUUUCCCGGUCACACACGGAUUCCCUGAACACCCUCGUGGCACUGCACCAGCUUUACCAGUACACACAGAAGUACUACGAUGAGAUCAUCAACGCAUUGGAGGAGGACCCCGCUGCCCAGAAGAUGCAGCUGGCCUUCCGCCUGCAGCAGAUCGCGGCUGCACUUGAGAACAAGGUCACCGACCUUUGACCUCCAACCUCCAGCCCUGCCUCGGGGCACAGAGGACGAGCCCCAGGCAUCAGGGGUGGGUGAGCGGUGGGGGACUCCCACCCCAGCAUUGUAGACGAUAGCGUCUUUCUCCUGAGCAAUACUGCCCGGGCCCCCACCCCAGCACCAGCUCCCUCCUGUGGAACCAGCAUCGGGUGUUCUCUGUGUCAAGUCUCGAGUGACUCGCAAACGUGCCUUAUGACGAUGCCACGCUGGGCCGCGGGGCAGCUGAACCUCAGCCCCCCAACCCCGCCCCGUACCAGCAGCUGCCUCAGAUACCCUGGGUUUGGCCUCUGGGCGGGGUCUGAGUGCCUGUGGCCCCCGGGGCAAGCUCCUGGACUGUGUCUGUCUGUCCCUGUGGGAUGGAAGUAGAGAAAAACGGUACGAAGGCUUCCUGACCUCACUGGGCCUCCCCAGGGGCGUUGGCGCUACAAGUGGACUCAGGGGCCACAGGGUCCCACCUCAAAGGUCAUGCUAGACGUCAGACGUCAGGGCCCAGGCAGCCAGAGGGGAUCCAGCAGACGGGAUCCUGAUCACGGCCUGUCAGACAGGCUGCCUUGGAGGCCCUGCCCAGGCCUAAGGGGCUGGGAGCAGCUCCACCAAGACCACCCCACCCCUUUUUGUAAAUCUUAUUAAUUGUAAAUCAAAUACA
Cynocephalus volans (Philippine flying lemur) is the source of this 6393-nucleotide messenger RNA. RefSeq names its product plexin B2 (gene PLXNB2). The record is from RefSeq and is a predicted model, not a curated record. The transcript is spliced from 39 exons. Gene Ontology annotation, cellular component: semaphorin receptor complex; plasma membrane. NCBI's taxonomy places the organism in Eukaryota, Metazoa, Chordata, Mammalia, Dermoptera, Cynocephalidae. Gene Ontology annotation, biological process: regulation of cell migration; semaphorin-plexin signaling pathway involved in axon guidance. Gene Ontology annotation, molecular function: semaphorin receptor activity; protein binding. Bases 198 to 5723 code for a protein of 1841 amino acids.